Molecule: messenger RNA, 2089 nt
Organism: Suricata suricatta (meerkat)
Lineage: Eukaryota; Metazoa; Chordata; Mammalia; Carnivora; Herpestidae
Gene: CFAP210
Product: coiled-coil domain containing 173
Exons: 10
Coding region: 1-1998 (665 amino acids)
Source: RefSeq, a predicted model, not a curated record
AUGCUUCCAAAAAAAACCACCAACGCCACCAAUGCUGGAGGUCUUUGCCCUCCACCUUCCACCCCCGAGGAGGUCGGUGGGUUGCACACACCAAGCCUAGGCCUCGCUCUCCCACACACCUGCCGGCCUGCCCCGAGCGUAGGCGCAGGCACCUCGUCGGGGGUCAUCUCCUGUGAGGGUCGCGCUGGAUUAGGAUGGGAGAAGCCGGCCGGGCCGGGUCCCCAAGGCUCCUCGCCGACCCAGGCCAGGCGUCAGGCAGCCGUCCUGGCCUCCGUGCGGCUCCCGCGGACUCAGCCCUCCGACCUUGUUCCCGUGCCUGCCCGCGAGGGGCACCCGGCUGAACCGCUGGGCCUGGACUUCCCGCGCAGGCGCAGCCCGGCUCCGCUAGCCCCAAGGCGGACUGCCUCGUUUGGAAAGUCUGAGCGCGCCAAGGGCAAGUCGUCAGAGAUGCUGGUGCGGUUCGGAAGGCGCUGCGGACGAGCGAAGGAAGACACAGAAAUAAAGAAUGAUGAAGAAGAUGAAGUCCUAUAUCCACCUCUUCUACCUAGCAAGGUUGAUCUCCGGCAGGUUACCAUAAUUCCACACAAUGAGUGGAAAAGGAUUCAAGAUAGCCUUGACAGUUUGACAAGAGAAGCAGCACGCCUUCGUGCAGAAAGAAAGGCAAAGAAAGAAAUGCAUUUCCGAUCCCAAGAAGUGGUAAAACACUGGACUAAUACAUACGCAGGGAUGAGAGAACAGAAACUUGAAGCCAAAAAGGAGCGUGAUGCAGAAAUAGAGGCAGAAAGACAAAAUCUUGAUGUGGAGGAAGCAAUAUACAAACAAGGAGAAAGGAAAAAGGCUAUUGAAUAUGCAAAGCAAUAUCAAUUUUACCAGACAGAAAGAGUGAAACAUUUUCAUUCAGGACUUCUUCUUAGUAGAGUUAUGAAAGAACGUGAUGCACAGAUUGAAUCCCAAAAGAAUAAAAUAAAAUCAGAUAAAAAAUGGGAAGAACAAUUAAAACUCAACAUUGAAAAAGCUUUUAAAGAAGAACAAGAAAAAGCAGAAAAACGACGCAGAGAUAGAGUGGCUCUUGCCAAUGACCAUUUAAAACAAAUAAAGGAACAUGAAGAAGAAGAAGAAAGAAGGAGAAAACAUAAAGAAAAGGAUGCAGAGGAAAUAAGGCGACAAAAUUCAUUAUAUGAAGAAGAAAUGAGGAAAGAACUGGAAAAGAAAAAACAAGAGAUAAAUGAAAGCAGAAGGCUGUUUUUUGUGAGUUUAAAAUACAUAUCUCUUCAAAAAUGUAUAAUGCUAAUGGAAGAAAGGAGACAAAGAAUAAAUAACUUCCUGAGUGAACUAAUGAAAGAGAAACUUGACAAUGAAGAUUUGAUUAUUGCUAGAGAUAUUGCAGAAGCUGAGGCUGAAUGGGAAAAAAAAGAAAGAGAAAAAUAUGAAAAAAACAAAGCAGAAUUAAAAGCGAUUGCAGAAUAUAGAGCUGUUGUGAUGAAAAAUAAAGAGGAAGAAGAAAGACAGAGAAAACUAGAGUCUAAAGAACAAUUGCUGGCUAUCAUGAAAGCAGAUCAGAUUUUCCAGGAGCAUGAAAAGGAGAAAAAACGCAAAGCUGAUAAAGAACGUCAAGAAGUUCGAGAUGCUCAGAUUCAGCAAAUGGUCAGAAAUAAAUUUAAUGCAAAGCAAGAAAAACAAGCAGAAUUAGAGUACUGCAGACUUACCGAAGACCUCAUAGCUGAAAAGGAGAAGGAAUUUCAGGAUUAUGCCAGAGAAGUAAUUGAACUUGAGUCUGAAUCAACAAAUAAAUACAUUUAUCCUCUUGUAAAAGCUGUACAGGAGGGACAUGGAGGUGGCCGUGGACCAGUUUUUGUGGAGAGAGGUAGAUUAAGGCCCAGUUAUCAGGUAAAUGAUGUCACUGGAGUCCAGCUCCCUUUUUAUAACUCUCAGGGAUCAAAACAUAAUUUACAAAAGUCUAAGGGAAGUCUAGGUUUUACAUGGCCGAAAAAAGUUUAAGAUUGAGAAGAUUAAGGUGUAGCUAAUAUUAUGAGCUACAAAUAAAUUUUGUUUAUAUUUGUUAAUAAAGCUGCUCUUCAUCUAAGUGUAA